Molecule: messenger RNA, 2142 nt
Organism: Lachancea meyersii CBS 8951
Lineage: Eukaryota; Fungi; Ascomycota; Saccharomycetes; Saccharomycetales; Saccharomycetaceae
Source: the annotation of a GenBank genome assembly
AUGUCUGGACGGCCCGAAUUGGACAAAGAUGUUAGCGACAGUGAGCUAAAACGGUCGAGAUCAUUUUCCAAAUCUAUAAAAGGCCUUUUCAAGUCGACGUCGCCACCAAGAAAGGCGCCAGGUACUGCAGAAAGUGGAGGAGUAGGUAUCAAGGCGAGUGAUAAGCUGAAAAAACUGGCCAAAAGUAAGGAGCUGGAGCUGGAAAGCAAGAGAAGAGACCCCAGCGCAAUACCGCCUCCAAGACUCGGAGACGCACCUUUAGCACCACCCGCGGCAGCUUAUAGACCUCAGAAUGGACAUGGUUCAAAGAGUGCGAGGUCGCACUCGUAUAUGACUGAUUUCGGUAAACUGUCGCUUACAAAACAGGCAGGCAACAGCAAUGCUUCGCAGGAAUCGUUGGUUAGCAAUGACGAUCCUAAACUGAAAGCGAAACACACGUCUGGAGGAAAAGCCGAUUUCUCAUUUUCGGAUGGCGAAGAGUCUGACUAUUUCCAGCCAAAAGCCGUUAGAAGCGGAGUUCAUGACCCCACGUAUGAAGAAUCCAGUAUCGACAACAAGCUGGCGAAAACGCCGGACAAUCUGAGACGUGUCAAAAGUCUUCAAAGAAGAAGCUCCAACGCAAAUGCCACCUCUAGAUCCCGUUCGCUGUCAUCGACGUCCCGUUAUAGGGGCCGGUCCCCUACUCAAGGUAGCAGCAAUACGUUGCGUGAACAAUCCGAAGACGAGAACGAUGCGCAGUGUGUUUUGAAAAGCAAAACUUUUAUGGUGUUUGAAGACGGACAUCAUAAGCAUACCCUGUCAGUCACGCAAAUAGUCUCGGAAAAUCACGACGAGGACGGCGCCAAAGGUAAAUCCAUGUUCUCUUUAUCGGGGUUUUUCAAAGGUCACAAGGACGACGAAAGGCUCGAAAGUGCGCUGUCUUUACUGCCCAGAGCAAGAUUGGAGUUUCACAAAAGACUUAGCAGGAUAAUGGACGAUGAAUUAAAAGACGAAAAUGAUGAAGGGUCGGAGAAUAGCAGUAGAAAGGGCAGCAUGCCUCAACCUGUAAACCCCAAUGCGGCUAUCGGAUCCGAGGAACUGGGGAUGAUAAGCAAAAUCUCGAAGAAGAUACAUGACGGGGUAGUAAUGGAAGGUAGCGUAGAUGACCAAAUGGCCAAGAAAAACUACACUCUGUUUCAAAAAUACGGUAAGCCUGUUGGAGUAAUAGGCCACGGGGCCUAUGGUGUGGUUAAAGUGUGUUGUAUAGACACGGCGAACAUCACUGAUGAGCGGUCUCUCGAUGAAACGUACGUCAAGGGAACAAAGAUGUACUAUGCGGUCAAGAAGCUUAAGCCAAGAACUGAUGAAGCGAAGGAAAAAUUUGGUACAAGGCUCACAUCUGAAUUUAUUAUCGGCCAUGCUCUGAGCCAAAGAGGUUCAGAAGACCACAAGUCUCAUCCAAACAUUUUGAAGAUGCUGGAUUUAAUGCAAACGCCCGACGGAUUCGUGGAAGUCUUGGAGUUCUGUCCAUCUGGUGACCUGUACAGUUUGCUGGCUCGUACUGCCAAGACGGGCGGAUUGCAUGUGUUAGAAGCCGACUGCUAUAUGAAGCAGCUGCUUCACGGUGUUCAGUAUAUGCAUGAUCACGGCAUAGCACACUGUGAUCUCAAACCAGAGAAUAUAUUAUUCGACCCACAAGGGACCCUAAAGAUCUGCGAUUUCGGUACUAGUUGCGUUUUUCAAACCGCGUGGGAAAAGCAGGUUCAUUUUCAAAGCGGUGCAGUGGGCUCGGAGCCAUAUGUUGCACCCGAAGAGUUCAUUGCCCAAAGGGAAUACGAUCCAAGGUACGUGGACUGCUGGAGUUGUGGUAUUAUCUAUUGCACGAUGGUUUUGGGACACUACCUUUGGAAAAUCGCCUUGGUAGACAAAGACCCCGUUUAUGCGUCUUUUAUUGAAGAAAUGCGCACGAAGCGAGAAUUUAGUGUGUUUGAAGAAAUGAAACAUGUGUCGCCUGAAGUAGGCCGCUGCCGGAAACUGUGUCUAUACGCCAUCUUCCAGUGGAACCCCGAAAAACGAACUAGUGUAGAAAAAUUGCUGCACAGCAAUUGGAUGAAAAGGACAUGGUGCUGCGUACCUUACAAGAGUUCCAAGAUAGCCCACUGA